This is a messenger RNA of Serpula lacrymans var. lacrymans S7.9, 1886 nucleotides long. RefSeq lists its product as uncharacterized. Bases 212 to 1693 code for a protein of 493 amino acids. NCBI's taxonomy places the organism in Eukaryota, Fungi, Basidiomycota, Agaricomycetes, Boletales, Serpulaceae. Gene Ontology annotation, biological process: adenylate cyclase-modulating G protein-coupled receptor signaling pathway. Gene Ontology annotation, cellular component: heterotrimeric G-protein complex. The transcript has 10 exons. Gene Ontology annotation, molecular function: GTPase activity; guanyl nucleotide binding; G-protein beta/gamma-subunit complex binding. The record is from RefSeq and is a predicted model, not a curated record.
GAUCCCGGAACUCUUUUCAUCAAAUCUGUCAAAAGUGUUAUAAAGAUAAGCUCGUAUAAAUUACACUGAAUGAUCCUUUGCACCCAUUUCAUGGAUUUGACUGGCUUGAGAACAAACGCGCUGUACAUUCUUCUUUUGGUUUAACGGUAAGGCAGUGUCUACAGCACCUCCUCACUUACAUCCCCCGCUCCAUUUUCUCUCCACACCCAACAUGGUCCGUAUAUCUGAGGACGAUCCCCUGGCCCUCGCCAUCGCACCCCCACCAAACGAGUCUCCAGAGGAAAGGCAGGUCAGGGAGAGCGCGGAGGCUGAAGCCACCAGGAUCAACAACGAGAUAGACGAGCAAUUAAGACUGGAGAAGGUAGCACUGAGGAAGAAGAAACGUCCAGUAAAAGUUCUUCUCCUCGGUCAGAGCGAGAGCGGCAAAUCGGCGACGCUAAAAAACUUCCAGCUACACUAUGCACACCGCGAAUGGGCUCAGGAGCGAGCCUCAUGGCGCGCCGUCAUCCAACUCAACCUCAUUCGAAACGUCAACUACAUUCUCGACAACAUCGUUCGCGAAAUGUCCAUGUCAGACCCAUCCAAACGAUCCACAGGUGGCGACAGUAGCUUCAGCGACGACGAGAUUGAAACGCAACCCCGAGGACCAAGCUUUCAAUUCACCGACAAACAUCGCCUGCUCAAACUCCGUCUAGGUCCACUUCGUCGUGCACAGGCUGAUUUGGAGUGUCGGUUAGGAGCGGCAUCUCAGGAGGUCCUUUCUACCACUGUCAACACGGCUACCCCCUUCGACGCUUUCCACGUACCGCAGCACAGACGGCCAGCCCAGGAGUUUUGUAUUUCUUCAAGUAACGGCUGGAAAUCUGCCCUUGACAAGUUCCGCCCAUUCUCAGCUGGUCGUACGGAACAACAUAACGUUCGAAGACGUAAAGAUAUUGAAGGAGAUGAUGUGACUGAUGUCCUCGUUGGGUGCAAGGAGGACAUGAAAACUAUAUGGGAAGAUUCAGUCGUGCAAGAGAUACUACAUCAGCGAAGAUCACGGAUCGAGGAUUCACCAGGAUUCUUCCUCCCUGCCGUUGAAAGAAUCGCAAGUCGCGACUACCAGCCCACCGAUAAUGACAUUAUUCGUGCAAGACUACGUACCGUCGGCGUUCAAGAGCAUAGAUUCUUGUUCGAGGAAGGCCGUACUGCGGGCAAGGAGUGGCUGAUGUAUGACGUUGGUGGUACUAGAUCAUCGCGUGCAGCAUGGGCAUGGUAUUUUGACGACGUAGACGCCAUCAUCUUUCUCAGUCCAAUAUCUUGCUUUGACGAAAAACUGGCUGAAGACCGGCGUAUAAAUCGCCUGGAGGACAGUUAUCUACUCUGGCGCUCUGUCUGCUCGUCGCGGCUGCUGUCCAAGACUCAAAUCAUUCUCUUCUUGAAUAAGUGUGACAUCCUCACUGCCAAGCUAAGGCGAGGUGUCCGUGUAAAAGAUCAUGUUCCAAGUUUUGGCGAGAGGAAGAACGACGUUGCGACUGUGAUGAAAUAUUUCCAACAACAUUUCAAGGAAAUUUCCAGGCAAAGCUCCCCAGAACCACGGCCUUUCUUCGUGCACUUCACAUCGGUAGUGGACACCAAGGCAACGGCAGCUACGCUGAGCGUAGUGGAGGAGAGCAUCCUUCGGGACCAUUUACGAAAUGCUGAUUUACUCUGAAUCUUGUAUCCAUCCCCCCCCCCUAUUUAUAUGAACCUUUCCCAUGACUCCUUCGUUAUUGAUCACACUAUAGAACGCGGUAUGGGAAUUCCCAGCCUCAUACUUAAUUACUUAUUAACUGUUGUAGCUGACGUGUAUCACAACUUAUGCUUUCGUCUUGAAUUAUGUAUUAAAAACAAAAAUAGUGGCAACC